Messenger RNA from Lathyrus sativus (Indian pea), 2289 nucleotides. The record is from the annotation of a GenBank genome assembly. Lineage: Eukaryota; Viridiplantae; Streptophyta; Magnoliopsida; Fabales; Fabaceae.
AUGUGGAAGUUGAAGAUAGCAGAAGGAGGACAAAAGUUGGUUUCAGUGAAUAACUUCAUUGGACGUCAGCACUGGGAAUUUGACCCAACUGCAGGAACACCGCAAGAGCACCAUGAGAUUGAGAAACUACGCAAUCAGUUCACAAAAAAUCGAUUUUCCAUCAAACAAAGUGCUGAUCUUCUCAUGAGAAUGCAGCUAAGACAAGAGAAUGAAUGUGGUCCGAUUCCAGCAGGAGUUAGAGUGAGUGAGGAAGAUAAGAUAACAGAGUUUGCAUUGGUUACUACUAUUAGAAGGGCUAUCAGUUACUAUUCUUCAAUUCAGGCCCAUGAUGGUCACUGGCCUGCUGAAUCUGCUGGACCUUUGUUUUUCCUUCAACCAUUGGUAAUGGCCCUCUAUAUUACAGGAUCCCUUCAUCAGGUUUUAGGGCCUCAACAUAAGAAGGAAAUUAUUCGCUACUUAUAUAAUCAUCAGAACGAAGAUGGUGGAUGGGGAUUCCAUAUAGAGGGACACAGCACAAUGUUUGGAUCUGCAUUAAGCUAUAUUGCGUUGAGGUUACUUGGAGAAGGACCUGAAGAUGGCGAAGACAGGGCAAUGGACAGAUGCAGAAAAUGGAUCCUUGAUCAUGGUGGUUUAGUGGCUAUUCCAUCAUGGGGAAAGUUUUGGGUCACGGUCCUUGGAGUUUAUGAGUGGCAAGGCUGCAAUCCACUUCCACCAGAGUUCUGGUUUCUACCAAAAUUCACCCCUAUUCAUCCAGGGAAAAUGCUUUGUUACUGUCGGUUAGUUUACAUGCCCAUGUCAUAUUUAUAUGGGAAGAAAUUUGUGGGCCCUAUCACUGACCUAAUAAGAUCACUAAGAGAAGAGAUGUACAACCAGCCUUAUGAUAAAAUUAACUGGAACAAAGCCCGGAACACUAUUGCUAAGGAGGAUCUGUACUACCCACAUCCUAUGAUUCAAGAUAUAUUAUGGGGAUUUCUUUAUCACGUGGGAGAGCCUAUUCUGAACUGCUGGCCAUUUUCCAAGCUUAGACAGAAGGCAUUAGAAAUCGCAAUUAAUCAUGUGCGUUACGAGGAUGAGAACAGUAGAUACCUUUGCAUUGGAAGUGUAGAGAAAGUAUUAUGUUUGAUAGCACGUUGGGUUGAAGACCCGAACUCAGAGGCAUACAAACUUCAUUUAGCCCGAAUCCCGGAUUACUUCUGGCUCGCAGAAGAUGGCCUGAAAAUCCAGAGUUUUGGAUGUCAAAUGUGGGAUGCAGCAUUUUCUAUACAAGCAAUACUUGCUUGUAACGUGAGUGAAGAGUAUGGUCCUACGCUUCGGAAAGCACAUGAUUUCCUGAAGGCCUCGCAGGUAGUUGAAAAUCCAUCCGGUGAGUUUGAAGCAAUGUACAGACACAUAUGCAAAGGCUCGUGGACAUUCUCAAUGCAUGACCAAGGCUGGCAGGUCUCAGACUGCACAGCAGAAGGACUCAAGGCCGCACUGUUACUGUCAAAAAUGCCAAGUGAUCUCGUUGGAGAAAAAUUGGAAACAGAGCGAUUCAAUGAUGCUGUUAAUGUCAUCCUCUCUCUACAGAGCAGUAAUGGCGGGUUCCCUGCUUGGGAGCCUCAAAAUGCUUACAGUUGGCUAGAGAAAUUCAAUCCAACUGAAUUCUUUGAAGACACGCUGAUUGAGAGGGAGUAUGUUGAGUGCACUGGUUCUGCAAUGCAAGCUCUGGUACUCUUCACAAAGCUACACCCGUAUCAUAGAACAAAGGAAAUACAUCACUGCCUUGCCAAAGCAAUUCAUUAUAUUGAAAACACACAAAAUCCUGAUGGCUCCUGGUAUGGGUGUUGGGGAAUUUGCUAUACAUAUGGUACCUGGUUUGCUGUAGAGGGACUAACAGCUUGUGGAAAGAAUUACCGUAAUAGUCCUUCCUUGCGAAAAGCUUGUCAAUUUUUGUUGUCAAAGCAACUUCCUAAUGGGGGGUGGGGAGAAAGUUACUUGUCAAGUCAAAACAAGGUAUAUACAAACAUAGAAGACAACCAUGCAAAUUUAGUUCAAACUUCGUGGGCUUUGUUGUCCCUUAUCGGUGCAGGGCAGGCUGAGAUAGAUCCAACACCCAUACACCAUGGAAUGAAGUUAAUAAUCAAUUCACAAAUGGAAGAUGGAGACUUCCCACAGCAGGAGAUAACAGGAGUAUUUAUGAGAAAUUGUACCCUAAACUACUCAUCAUAUCGAAACAUCUUUCCUAUAUGGGCUCUUGGAGAGUAUCGCCGCCGAGUCUUGUUUGCCAAAGCUCCAAAUACUGCAGCUUGA